This is a messenger RNA of Manis javanica (Malayan pangolin), 2537 nucleotides long. RefSeq names its product phosphatidylserine synthase 1 (gene PTDSS1). Gene Ontology annotation, biological process: phosphatidylserine biosynthetic process. NCBI's taxonomy places the organism in Eukaryota, Metazoa, Chordata, Mammalia, Pholidota, Manidae. Gene Ontology annotation, molecular function: L-serine-phosphatidylethanolamine phosphatidyltransferase activity. The record is from RefSeq and is a predicted model, not a curated record.
CCUCUCGGCUCCCAACCUUCCCUCCGCGCCAGACCCGGCCCCGCCGUCCGGCAGCUCUCCUUCCCCCUGCGGCUCGUCACCUCCGGGGUCCCAGCCUACACGGGCCGGGGCCGCCGCCGCCGCAGGACGGGGCGGCGGGUCAUGGCGUCCUGCGUGGGGAGCCGGACCCUGAGCAAAGAUGAUGUGAACUACAAGAUGCAUUUCCGGAUGAUCAACGAGCAGCAAGUGGAGGACAUCACCAUCGACUUCUUCUACCGGCCGCACACCAUCACCCUGCUCAGCUUCACCAUCGUCAGCCUCAUGUACUUCGCCUUCACCAGGGAUGACUCUGUUCCAGAAGACAACAUCUGGAGGGGUAUCCUCUCUGUUAUUUUCUUCUUUCUUAUCAUCAGUGUAUUAGCUUUCCCCAAUGGUCCGUUUACUCGACCGCAUCCAGCCUUAUGGAGAAUGGUUUUUGGACUCAGUGUGCUCUACUUCCUGUUCCUGGUGUUCCUCCUCUUCCUGAACUUCGAGCAGGUUAAAUCCCUGAUGUACUGGCUGGAUCCGAAUCUUCGAUACGCCACAAGGGAAGCAGAUGUCAUGGAAUAUGCUGUGAACUGCCAUGUUAUCACCUGGGAGAGGAUUAUCAGCCAUUUUGAUAUAUUUGCUUUUGGACAUUUCUGGGGCUGGGCCAUGAAGGCCUUGUUGAUCCGUAGUUACGGUCUAUGCUGGACAAUCAGCAUUACCUGGGAGCUAACUGAGCUCUUCUUCAUGCAUCUGCUGCCUAAUUUUGCCGAAUGCUGGUGGGAUCAAGUCAUCCUGGACAUCCUGUUGUGCAAUGGUGGCGGCAUCUGGCUGGGCAUGGUUGUUUGCCGGUUUUUAGAGAUGAGGACUUACCACUGGGCAAGCUUCAAGGACAUCCAUACCACCACUGGAAAAAUUAAAAGAGCUGUGCUCCAGUUCACUCCUGCUAGCUGGACCUACGUUCGAUGGUUUGACCCCAAAUCUUCAUUUCAGAGAGUGGCUGGAGUAUACCUUUUUAUGAUCAUCUGGCAGCUGACUGAGUUGAAUACCUUCUUCUUGAAACAUAUCUUUGUGUUCCAAGCCAGUCACCCAUUAAGUUGGUGUAGAAUUCUCUUUAUUGGUGGCAUCACGGCCCCCACUGUGAGACAGUACUAUGCCUACCUCACCGACACACAGUGCAAACGCGUGGGAACACAGUGCUGGGUGUUUGGGGUCAUUGGUUUCCUGGAAGCUAUUGUUUGCAUAAAAUUUGGACAAGAUCUCUUCUCUAAGACCCAGAUUCUCUAUGUUGUGCUUUGGCUUCUUUGUGUGGCUUUCACCACCUUCCUGUGUCUGUACGGCAUGGUUUGGUAUGCAGAGCACUAUGGUCACCGAGAAAAGACCUACUCAGAAUGUGAAGAUGGCACGUAUAGUCCAGAAGUCUCCUGGCCUCCCGGGAAAGGCACAAAAGGUUCUGAAGACAGCCCGCCCAAGCAUCCAGGCAACAACGAAAGCCACUCUUCCAGAAGACGGAAUCGGCAUUCCAAGUCAAAAGUCACUAAUGGAGUUGGAAAGAAAUAAAAGACCCUGGUGAAUCAAAGAUGUUCCGAAGAGUGCCUAGAACCGCAAGAGAAACGGAAUGGCUUGGGCCUCCCUGUGAGGAAGUCAAGCGUACAGCGCCACCGAGAGGCGGACAGGGGGCUUUGGGGGUCAUUCUUUGCGAGUGUAAGUCUUGUUUCCGACAGACCGGCCACAUCAGGCUGCUCACCACCUGGGGUCCUUCCCCAGCCUGGGGCCCCUUCUACCUUCUGCACCUGGCCAGUGGUCCCUGAUAGCACUACAGUGUGUUUGAAGGAAAGGGGUUAUUUUCUCACAGUUGCCAAGGUCAGCUUUGUGCUUGCGUGUAUUGUGGAUACAGUUUAAAUAUCUUCGUUCAGGCAGAGCAUUAGCCAUAUGUUAAACACUGGUGACUAGAUUUUUUUUUUAUGAAUCUGCCUUUCCAUUUGACGGAUUGGUUUUCAGGCUACUUUUUGUCUUCUGUUUUGUUGUUACUUGUUUUAAAGUUAGAAUGCUUAAAAGCCUUCAGAAGCCACUGCUGAAGUUGAAUUGGGAGCCCCCCCACCUCCCAGAGCAGAAAAAGGGAGAGCUUUUGUGUUCCUUUUCAGCACCCUCAUCCCCUUUGUAGGACCUGAAACCAUGCGGUGGGUGUAAGCCAGUCUGAGGAAAGGUUAACUACUUGCAUAGGAUCCUGGGCUUCAGAAGAGAACCUUUUUCCAUUCCAAAUGCCAUCUGUCCAGACUUACCUGUGAUGCACCCAAGUAAACCUGCGUGAGAGGCAGUGCACACUGCAGCUUCUCCCCCAGCCAGGUGCCUUUUGCAUUUUAUUUGUUUUCCUUCCACAGUGCAUUGCUGACAUUGUCUUUUGUCCUAUGUGAGGUGCUGGUGAGUAUUAGCUUUCAUCUGUGCCAUGCUCUAGAACAUUCACCCUGGUAGUUCACCACCACUGAUGGAUCCCUGUUUUAAAUAAACAAUUCACAUUAAAGCCUAUCCAAAGA